AACGACAACACGAGAAAUAGUGCUUCAAGCUCCAGCUCCACUUCUGUGUCUGUCUCGGUCGCCGCCCUGUCUCCCUCGUCCUCCUCCGACCCACCCACCGUCUGUGGCCACCACCCGCUAGCAGCCACCUGCUCACGCAUCCCAAUUUUUGGCCCGUUUGGCACGCCCCGCACAACGUCCUCCCGGCCGGCGUCCCGGUGGUGAGGUGACCUGAAAGGGGUGGUUGUCGUUGUCGAGGACGUUGCUGUGGCCGUCAGUUAUGGAGAUGGACGAAGACAAAAAGACCUUGUACGUGGGCAAUCUGGACCCGAGCGUAACCGAAGAGCUGAUCAUGGCCUUGUUUGGCUCUAUCGGGCCCGUCAAAGGCUGCAAGAUCAUCCGGGAACCCACCGGCAACGACCCCUACUGCUUCGUGGAGUUCGUCAAUCACGGUGCGGCCAUGGCCGCGCUCACGGCUAUGAACCGACGAAUCUGCCUGAACCGCGAGCUCAAAGUCAACUGGGCCUCGUCGCCGGGCUCGCACGCCCAUGCGCCCCAGCCCCUCAAGCCCGACACGUCCAAUCAUCACCAUAUAUUCGUGGGCGACCUUAGUCCCGAGGUCGAGACAGAGGCCUUGCGUCACGCCUUCGCUCCCUUUGGCGAGAUAUCCGACUGCAAGGUCAUCAAAGACUUGGCCACCAAUUGGAGUCGGGGCUACGGUUUCGUAUCGUUUGUGCGGAAGGUCGAUGCCAUGGCUGCCAUGGAGGCCAUGAAUGGCACGUGGCUGGGUAGUCGGGCAAUUCGGACCAAUUGGGCUGAACGGAAACCGCCCCCGCCCACCCACAAACCGCAAGAAGAGCGAGCCCCCAAGGCGUUGAAGUAUGACGAAGUGUUUCAGCAAGCCUCCGAGGUCAAUUGUACUGUGUAUUGCGGUGGUAUCACCAAUGCUGAUGAGCUCACGAUACGGCGAGCCUUCUCGCCGUUUGGCCGCAUCUUGGAGAUCCGUUAUUUUAAGGACAAAGGAUAUGCCUUUGUCCGAUUCGACAGCAAGGAGUCGGCUUGUAACGCUAUCGUAGCAAUGCACGGUCAGGACAUUUGCGGUCAGGCCGUCAAGUGCUCAUGGGGUAAAGAGGGUGGAGGUGCGUCCAGUGGGGGCGGUAACGGGGGUCCGCCCGCCGGCUAUUACGACCAUCCCUCGGCCGGGGGGGGAUAUCCGUCCAUGGGACCCCCGGGGGGUGACGCAUACAAUUACCAGUACUAUCCCCAGGCGCAUUAUGGCGGGGCCGGCUUUGGCGCCCCACCGUCACAGCAUUUCAUGCCACCGGGUCCGAUGGGCGCCAAUCCUUACUACCCACCCGCCGCUUACCCCUAUGGAGGUCAGUACGGGCCACCUCCCACUCAAAUGUAAAGAACGUAUUCCGGGUCCCUAGUGAUGCGUUUAAAUCGACUAUGAUUGUUAUCGACGAGAUGCGAUGAGUUAUCCACCUGAUGAUCGGAUCGCGCAUGCAUGGUUGUCUGUGGGGGAAACACUCCGAACUGAACUCGCAUCCCAGCCAUCAACCCGACACCGCCAGAACAAAUUAAAAACUGAACCUCAUUCAAUGCCGGCGUGCUACUUCCUCAAAAUAUAGAUUAUUGGCUGUUAUUGCGAGCAGCCAUCGGCGAUCA
Tigriopus californicus is the source of this 1647-nucleotide messenger RNA. RefSeq names its product nucleolysin TIAR-like (gene Rox8). The coding region runs from base 260 to 1387 and encodes 375 amino acids. Gene Ontology annotation, molecular function: RNA binding. The record is from RefSeq and is a predicted model, not a curated record. The transcript has a single exon. NCBI's taxonomy places the organism in Eukaryota, Metazoa, Arthropoda, Copepoda, Harpacticoida, Harpacticidae.